ACAACUAAAGUUUUUCUUUCCUGUCUGUUUUUCUUUUUUUCUCUCCUUUGUAAACAGAACCACGACAAAACUGAAGGUCUUUUAGGAAAGAUCGUGUUUCUCCACCCCACCCUUUCGACAUUAUUCUUUUUGAGUGUCCUUCGUUGUCAAGCCGCCAAAGUGGAGAGUGUGGUUGCAGAGGGGGGUGCUUCUCGUUUCAGUGCUUCUUCGGGAGGAGGAGGAGGAGGAGGUCGGGGUGCGCCUCAGCACUAUCCCACGACUGCCAGUAACAGCGAGCUCCUGGGGAAAACCCCAGGGCCUAGCGUUCAGAGAUGGGUUCCUUCACGAAGCACUAGACGAGAUGCCAACUCCUCAAACGAAAAAGAACACCACGAUGCAAUCUUCAGAAAAGUGAGAGGCAUACUCAAUAAACUGACCCCUGAGAAGUUUGACAAGCUAUGCCUUGAGCUUCUGAAUGUGGGCGUGGAUUCAAAGCUUGUCCUCAAAGGAAUCAUCUUGCUGAUUGUAGACAAAGCCCUUGAAGAGCCCAAGUAUAGCUCGCUAUAUGCUCAGCUAUGUCUGCGUUUGGCAGAGGAUGCUCCAAACUUUGAUAACCAAACAUCUGAGAUCCAGUCAUCACAAAAGCAGAGCACUACAUUCAGGAGACUUUUGAUCUCAAAGCUUCAAGAUGAAUUUGAAAACCGCACCAGAAAUGUUGAUAUUUAUGACAAAAGAGAUGGCCCUCUUACCUCUGAAGAGGAGGAGCAGCGUGCCAUUGCUAAGAUCAAGAUGCUGGGCAACAUCAAAUUCAUUGGGGAGCUUGGCAAGCUUGAUCUCAUUCACGAGUCUAUCCUUCAUAAGUGCAUCAAAACACUUCUGGAAAAGAAGAAGAGAGUCCAACUUACAGACGUGGGGGAGGAUUUGGAGUGCCUCUGUCAGAUAAUGAGGACUGUGGGGCCUAGACUUGAUCAUGAGAAAGCCAAGUCUUUAAUGGAUCAGUACUUUAGCCGCAUGCGAUCCUUAAUGAACAACAAGGACUUGCCUGCAAGGAUUCGUUUCCUGCUGCAGGAUACUGUGGAGUUGCGAGAGAACAACUGGGUGCCUCGGAAAGCUUUCAUCGACAACGGACCUAAGACCAUCAACCAGAUCCGUCAGGAUGCAGUGAAGGAUUUGGGCGUGUUUAUUCCAGCUAUGACCCCAGGAAUGAGGACAGACUUCUUUCAAGAUAACCCCUUCUUGCCAACACGACUAAGCAGGGAGGUUCUCGGGGGAUUGGCUGAUAUGUUUGGACAAAUGCCAGGCUGUGGGAUUGGAACUGGACCUGGGGUUAUUCAAGACCGGUAUUCCCCCACCAUGGGGCGCCAUCGCACAAACCCGCUCUUCAAUGGCCACAGUGGCCACAUGGCUCCCGCUCCUCAGUCUCAGUUUGACAAGCCUUUCAUGAAACCCAAUCAGGGCCAGAAUCUGCUUUUCCAGAACCAGAAUCAGCAGCAAGCUCAGUCCAAGGACAUGCCGCCACGUUUCGGCAAGAAAGGACAGCUUAAUGCUGAUGAGAUUAGCCUGAGACCGGCUCAGUCAUUUCUCCUGAACAAAUCCCAAGUGCCAAAGCUGCAGCCGCAGAUUCCCAACAUGAUCCCUCCCAGCGCUCAGGCUCCACGCACAUCCACUCCACCGCUUGGACAGCCCCCACAGCUUGGCCUGAAGACGAAUCCACCUCCUAUUCAGGAGAAACCUCAGAAGACGAGCAAGAAACCACCUCCUGCCAAAGAGGAACUGCUCAAGAUGACUGAGACUGUCGUUAAGGAGUAUUUGAACACCAAGAAAAUCAGCAACGCUGUGAACGGGGUGAGGGAGAUGAGGGCACCUAAACACUUCCUGCCUGAGAUGUUGAGCAAGAUGAUCGUGUGCUCUCUGGACAGUUCAGAUGAAGAUAAAGAGCAUGUCAGCAGUCUGUUCCACGCUCUGCGUACUGAGGGCCUCAUCGCCGGGGAUAACUUCAUGCAGGCUUUCCUUAACGUUUUGGACCAGUGUCCUAAGCUUGAGGGUGACAUUCCCCUGGUGAAGUCCUAUCUGGCCCAGUUUGCUGCACGUGCCAUCAUCGCUGACCUCAUGAGCAUCGCAGACCUGGCCCAUCCUCUGGAGAACGGCAUACACUUCCCUCUCUUCUUGCUUUGCCUGCAGCAGACAGCCAAGCUGAAGGAUAAAGAGUGGCUCACUGACCUGUUCCAGCAGAGCAAGGUCAACAUGCAGAAGAUGCUGCCAGAAAUAGACCAAAACAAAGACCGUAUGUUGGAGAUUUUGGAGGGGAAGGGUCUGAGCUUCCUGUUCCCGCUCAUGAAACUGGAGAAGGAGCUGCUGAAGCAGAUCAAAGCAGACCCGGCACCCCAGACCAUCUACAAGUGGAUCAAAGAUAACAUCUCACCCAAACUUCACACCGAUAAGGGUUUCGUCAACAUCCUGAUGACCAGCUUUCUGCAGUACAUUUUCCACGAGGUGUUUUUGAACGAAGCCGACGAGCAGCUGUCCUCACCUUCGAAAGAACAGCUGGACCAGGAGAAGCAGCUGCUGUUCUCUUUCAAGCCAGUGCUGCAGAAGUUCCUGCACGAUCACGUGGAGCUGCAGGUCAGCGCUCUCUACGCACUGCAAGUGCACUGCAAUGCCAAGGCUUUCCCCAAAGGAAUGUUGCUGCGCUAUUUUGUCAACUUUUACGAUAUGGAAAUAAUUGAAGAAGAAGCCUUCCUUGCAUGGAAAGAAGAUAUUACCCAAGAGUUUCCUGGCAAAGGAAAAGCGUUGUUCCAGGUGAACCAGUGGCUGACCUGGUUGGAGACGGCUGAGGAAGAGGAGUCUGAAGAAGAGGCUGACUGAGGAAACCAGCCAAAGCCUUAAAAGGGUCUUUUACAUCAUGCUUUUCCCGCCUACCCAUUUCCACUCCCCCCUAAUCCCACUAUCAUCACUCAUACUGUCUCUUUCUUUUUUUAAGUAACCUGUCGCUUCAUUCCCCGCGUUCCUCCUCACCACACUUCGAUCCUCACACCUUCACCAUUUUAAAGCAUGUGAUGGUUUACUACGCUUAAAAAGCAACACCUACGAAACGGUAUUAUCGGCGUGAUUCUGCUCGUUUGUUUUGCUUUCGAAAACCAUGUAUUCAUGAAAGCCUUGUUUCCUGCUGCUGUAACACAACACAAGCGCAGAAAUGCACCUUGUGCUCAGUGUCAUGAGCUGUUGCAAUAUACGCUCCCUCGAUUGUUACAAAGAUCCCUCGACUGUAAUCACCGCGACCGUACAGUUUUAAUAGUCGGCAGUUCAUUUCUACCUCUUCAGCGAUGGGUUUUAGAGCGCCGAGUCGAAUCGAGUCCCUCCUUCAAACAGGCAGAUUUCUUCAAACUUACAUGGUGCUCGAGUCUGGGUCGAAAAGAAGAAUAAUAAACCCAUUGGUUUACUCACUCAUGCUGAUCUGAUUGUGACAAAGUAAAGCCAUGUGGGAGAAGAGUUCGACAGCCUUCUCUCUCUCCCUCCUUCUUUAUUUUACUAAAUCAUCCCGUCUUUGUCCCCUCCAUUACUCACCAAACUUUGAUACUUGAAAGUUUUUUUUUUUUCUUCUUCUUCUACUUUACAGCAUGUUCAGGGAUUUACCAAACAUGGCCUGUUUUCAGAUGCAGCAACCAUCGAUCGAAUCGAAACGUGCAUUUUUUUUAGACUUAAAAAAAAAAAAAACGAGAAGAAAACUUUUAAUUCGUGAAAUAAAGUGAAAAUGAAAUUGAACCGAUGUCAACUUUUGAGAACCACUCAGCUUAUGUAAACCUAAGUCCGUUUUCCAUAAUAUCUUACACAGAUAUUUAUUGAACUCUAUCAUUAAAAAAAACGACUGAUGCUUUAUCUAUAGGUAGAACAAUAAAAAUGGAUGCACAUGUGGUAUACGUCUGUACAAUGAAUUACUUGCUAUUUAAAGUGUUACUGUAAGAUGUAAGAGCUCUGAAUGUUCUGUGUACCACUCGCUUAACUUUCAAUAAAGUUACACACCAGGA
Molecule: messenger RNA, 4004 nt
Organism: Hemibagrus wyckioides
Lineage: Eukaryota; Metazoa; Chordata; Actinopteri; Siluriformes; Bagridae
Gene: eif4g2a
Product: eukaryotic translation initiation factor 4, gamma 2a
Exons: 21
Cellular component (GO): eukaryotic translation initiation factor 4F complex
Molecular function (GO): protein binding; mRNA binding; translation initiation factor activity
Source: RefSeq, a predicted model, not a curated record